This is a messenger RNA of Zingiber officinale, 1025 nucleotides long. Its product is annotated as casparian strip membrane protein 2-like. Bases 40 to 846 code for a protein of 268 amino acids. The record is from RefSeq and is a predicted model, not a curated record. The transcript is spliced from 3 exons. NCBI's taxonomy places the organism in Eukaryota, Viridiplantae, Streptophyta, Magnoliopsida, Zingiberales, Zingiberaceae.
ACAGAGAGCAGUUGACAGCACCUGCCCAAUUCCUGCUCCAUGGGCCGAGCUUCUCCACUGGCACCGUGCAUGGCAGUUGCCCCAACUUUUCUAUAUAUUUUGCUCAUCUUAAUUUGGGUUCUCAAGAAGCAACUAAUUCAUCAAACCACAGAGACCAAUCCAGUUCCCAACGUCGAGUACAAGAUGAGCACCAACGGUGAAGCAGCCCCCGCCGUCGUCAUCCCCGUCGAGGAUCGAGCCACCGACACCAGGGCCAAAGCUCCCGUGGCCGCUGCUCCGCCGCCGGCCCCAGCGCCGCGCAGCUUCCCCUUCCUUAUGAGGAAGACCGCCAAGGGCGUCGGCGGGUGCAAGCGCGUCUUGGCGUUCCUCGACUUCGUGCUGCGGCUCUGCGGCAUCGCAGCCACCCUCGUGGCCGCCGUCACCAUGGGCACCACCAACGAGACGCUGCCUUUCUUCACCCAGUUGUUCCAGUUCCGCGCCAACUUUACCGACCUUCCCGCGCUAUUGUUCUUUGUGAUAGCGAAUGGAAUCGCCGCAGGCUACCUCGUGCUCUCCAUUCCCUUCUCGAUCGCCGGCAUCGUUCGCCCACAGGCCACUUGCCCAAGGCUUCUUCUCUUUAUCUUCGAUUUAGUAAUGGUCGCUUUCACUUCGGCGGCGGCGUCCUCGGCGGCGGCGAUCGUUUACCUAGCACACAACGGAAGCUCGGAGGCCAACUGGGUGGCCAUCUGCCUUCAGUUCGACGGCUUCUGCCAGCGCAUCAGCGGGGCUGUCGUCGCCGCCUUCAUCGCCGUCGUCUUCUUCAUGGCGCUGCUCCUCAUCUCCGGUCUCCUUCUGCGAAAGCGCUAAUCGAUUGCCUUCUAUGGCCUUCCUGCUUGUCAAUUACUUCGAUCGCAUCAGUGUGUGCAGCUCUGCUUGUCAAUUACUUCACCUAAUAUUGUUGCUCUGUUUUAUUUUUAGAAUUGCGUGUGCGGAUGGAAAGGGUCAAUCAAGUGAAAGAAAAUAUUUUCCAUGUGUCGUUUGCAUAA